AUGUCGUCAACAGCGUCUGCCUUUACCUUUAUCCCCCUCGGGGCCAUCAUCCAGGAAUUCCAGGUUGCCGGCCAGAACAUUGUGUUGGGCUUCCCUACCCAAGAACAAUAUAUCGAGUACAACACCCCGCACUUUGGCGCAACUAUUGGGCGUGUCGCCAACCGAAUCAAGGAUGCUGUCAUCCAUAACCUCAACGGCCGGGAUUAUACUUUCGCAAAGAACAACGGACCCAACUCCCUGCAUGGUGGUGUGAACGGGUGGGGUAAGCGUAUUUUCGAUGGGCCACACACUGUGAAACACAACGGCAAGGAAGCGUUGUUGUUCAAGUACCUUAGUAAAGAUGGCGAGGAGGGAUAUCCCGGUACCGUUGAGCUAAGAGUGUGGUAUACGGCGAGUAAGGAGGACAUUGACGGUCCUGCUCCCAAGACAGUACUCUCGCUCGAGUACGAGGUGGAAUUUGUCGGCGAUGAGUGCGAGGAGACAGUGAUUAACCUGACGAACCACAGCUACUUCAACAUCGCCAAUGCACCAACCGUGACUGGAACCAAAGCUCAGCUGUUUACGCAAAGCUACCUCCCUCUCGAUUCCACCGGCAUUCCUAUUGGCAACAUCGAGGCAUUCCCCCGGGAAGUCACCGCUCCAUUCGAUGUCGGACCCUUUGAGCCCCAUAUCGACGAUGUCUUCGUGAUGGAAAGCGACCCGGAGAAGAUACCGCUGGACACGCGUGGACAGUCACUGAAGCUCCUGGCGCAGUUCAGCCACGCCACAACGAGGAUGCACCUGGAGGUUCACAGUACCGAACCGGCGUUCCAGUUCUACACGGGCAAAUACAUUGACGUGCCUGCAGUGGAAGGGGCCCCAGCUCGGGUUGAGGGCGCGGGAUUCUGUGUGGAGCCGAGUCGCUUCGUUAACGCCGCCAAUGUGCCCAAGUGGCGAUCUAUGUGUGUGUUGAAGCGUGGAGAGAUUUUUGGGUGCAGGAAUGUGUACAAGGCUUGGAAGGAUUGA
Messenger RNA from Aspergillus wentii DTO 134E9, 1005 nucleotides. RefSeq lists its product as uncharacterized. The record is from RefSeq and is a predicted model, not a curated record. Gene Ontology annotation, molecular function: aldose 1-epimerase activity; carbohydrate binding. Gene Ontology annotation, biological process: beta-D-galactose catabolic process via UDP-galactose, Leloir pathway; glucose metabolic process. Lineage: Eukaryota; Fungi; Ascomycota; Eurotiomycetes; Eurotiales; Aspergillaceae. The transcript is spliced from 2 exons. The coding region runs from base 1 to 1005 and encodes 334 amino acids.